This is a messenger RNA of Cydia splendana, 1014 nucleotides long. RefSeq lists its product as uncharacterized. The coding region runs from base 1 to 657 and encodes 218 amino acids. The record is from RefSeq and is a predicted model, not a curated record. The transcript is spliced from 5 exons. NCBI's taxonomy places the organism in Eukaryota, Metazoa, Arthropoda, Insecta, Lepidoptera, Tortricidae.
AUGAGGAAGCGAGUCCUCACGUCGGAUUCAAUCUAUCCCGACAAUAUCUGGGAUCUUUACUACUUCAACACACAUCCGCGCAAGCCGCGUCGAGUAAAGCGCAGAUUAUUCAAUGCGAGCGCGAAAGUCGUAUCUCACACUACGCGAACACCAACACAUCCGACGGAACGACGGACUUUCUACGACUUCGCCAAAUGGUAUAAAACAUCGAUAGCGGCGACAGACAAGCAUACAAUAGCGAGGCUUUGGUCUGCUGUUGUUGUAGAGUCUCUGCAGCGCGCCCUCCCCGUCGCCGUCGCCGCCCCCGCCGCCGCCAUGUCGCCGCUCGCUCGCUCGCUGCUCGCCCGCUCGCUGCUCGCGCUCGCCGCACUGCUCGCCACCGCUCACGCCGUUGACGAAUGUAUCACGGUACAAGUUGGUCAGAAAACCAACGUCCCAAUUCCAAUAAAUCCGGCAAAGGUUCCGGAGCCAGAAGGCGUUGUGACUAUUUCGAACGGCUGCGAACCAGGACAUGUGAUUGGUGAGACAAUAAGAGUCUGCAGCCAUGUGCAAGGCUGUGUCCCAACCAUCGAUAUUGAUAAAGGCCAGUACUCCCCGGUCAAAGUAGGCUGCAAGUGUCCCGGCGGUUGUGUGCUGGACGGCAUCCAAUACUGUUAACUGAUUCACGUCAUUAUCUCUGCUGUUCAAUGUUCCGCUAGAUGGUGCACCAAGCCGCGAGGUUAGGAAUUUUAUUUAUCUUUUUCUUAUAUGUCGUUUGAUAAAAUUAUUCGUCAAGUUUUUGAAAACCUUCAUGAAAUUGUGUUAUAAUGAUUCUUUAUUUUAACCUGUUGUACCUAUAACAUAUUGUGUAACCUUAUGUUACUAAAACAGUUUAAAUUCGAGUUCUUUAUUUUAUUUAAAUUAAUUUCUAAUUGAAUAUUUAUUUCAUUGUUGCACAAAUAUUAUAAUUUAUAUUAUUUACUUGUAUUUAUUAAAAUAAAUAAUAUUGAUGGAUAAUAUUGAUGGUGGAUGGCA